CGACGGCGCUAGAGGGUCUGUCGUUUUCCCAGUAAGAUAGAACGGCUUGCUGUCUCUCUGAAGUACAUCAUUCGUGUUAACUACGGCGCAUGCGCCAAUCAAGUACACUCUGUACAGCCUACAACGUACUGCCAAAUGGACGCUGCUCAGAUAGAUGAGAGAAUUAGAAUUUACUAUCAAGAGGGAAAACCUUUGAAGGUGAUUCUAGCGUAUUUGGCUGCGAAUCACGUUGUUCGGAGUAUGAGCUGGCUGAAGCGAAAGACUAGAGUUCUUGGUCUUCGAAGAAGAAACUGUAGCUGGGAUCUACUAGUACUGCCUGACAUCUUGCAAGCAAUGCAGAUAGAAAUUGAGCGGUGUGGGAGAGGUGCUGGUUAUCGGUCUCUCUGGAAGAGAUUAAAGGAUCGUCAUGGGCUAGCAGUACGACGGGAUAUCUUAAUGACAUUACUAUCAAUUAUGGAUCCGGAAGGAGCAAAAUCUAAGAAAGAUCGACGACUGAAGCGCAGAGUUUAUGUAAACGAGGGUCCAAAUUAUGUUUGGCAUACAGAUGGCUAUGACAAGUUCAGUUCUUUUGGGAUUUACAUACACAGUUGUAUUGAUGGGUAUUCCAGAAAGAUCUUGUGGAUGAAGAUUUCCCCCACAAACAAGGAUCCAAGUGUUGUUGCUGAAUAUUAUCUUGAUGUUGUUGGAGAUAUUGGAGGAUGCCCUAGAGUGCUUAGAUCUGAUCAUGGCACUGAGAAUUGUCAUCUAGCUACUGCACAAAUUACUUUUCGCUUCUAUGGUACUGAUGCUUUAGCUGCUGACAGAAGCUUUCGUUAUGGAAAUCUACUACAAACACAGUAUUUGGAGCAAGUGUUUAGAGUAACUGCUAAUGUUUCUGUCUGAUAUCUGUGUAUGAAGAGAAUAGAAGGAUGAUGGUCCCAGCUGCGAACACAAAAUGACUGACAAAUGGAUACUAUUGUUUUAGCAACUGUCGGAAGAAGGCAAGUAAUUGCUAAAGACAUCCUUUUCGUGUGGUGUAUGUAGGACAUGUUUUUGGUUUGUGUUCACUCAAGCUAUGGAGGCAGAGUUAGACUAUUUUACUCAUUGGUGGAAUACGCAUCACAUGCGGAAAACACACACAGCUAGCUGUCCUGGUGGAGUACCAGAAGAUAUUUUUGCUCUUCCUCAGCU
Molecule: messenger RNA, 1170 nt
Organism: Corticium candelabrum
Lineage: Eukaryota; Metazoa; Porifera; Homoscleromorpha; Homosclerophorida; Plakinidae
Exons: 10
Coding region: 136-882 (248 amino acids)
Biological process (GO): DNA integration
Molecular function (GO): nucleic acid binding
Source: RefSeq, a predicted model, not a curated record